Messenger RNA from Colletotrichum navitas, 1570 nucleotides. RefSeq names its product alcohol dehydrogenase GroES-like domain-containing protein. Gene Ontology annotation, molecular function: oxidoreductase activity; zinc ion binding. The transcript is spliced from 3 exons. The coding region runs from base 1 to 1362 and encodes 453 amino acids. The record is from RefSeq and is a predicted model, not a curated record. Lineage: Eukaryota; Fungi; Ascomycota; Sordariomycetes; Glomerellales; Glomerellaceae.
AUGGCCGCCACUCAAGCAGCACACGCGGCGGAACAGGCCAUCGGCCACCAAGACGACGCCAUCACAGCACAGGACGUCACCAACUACGGCGGCGACAAGGGCGACUCGCGCGAGCUCAUGAAGGCCCUCGCCUGGCAAGGGAAGAACAAGGUCGAAAUCGUCACCGUUCCCAAGCCCAAGAUCCUCGAGGAGAACGAUGUCAUUCUCAGGGUCACCGGCAGCACCCUCUGCGGCAGCGAUCUCCAUCUCCUCCACGGCUCUGUCGUCCAGAUGAAAAAGGGCGACAUCCUCGGCCACGAGUUCUGCGGCGUCGUCGACGAGGUCGGCCCCAACGUCAAGAAGGCCAAGGUCGGCAAGCGAUACGUCGCGUCGUUCCAGAUCGCCUGCGGCGACUGCUUCUUCUGCAAACAAAAGCUCUCCUCGCAGUGCGAGAGGACAAACUCCAACACAACGGAAAAGUCCAUGUACGGCUCCCAGACCGCUGGCAUGUUCGGCUACUCUCAUUUCACCGGCGGCUUCGCCGGCGGCCAGGCCGAGUACGUGCGCGUGCCCCUCGGCGACGUGAACCUGCUCGAGAUCCCCGACGACGUGCCCGACGAGAAGGCCCUGUACCUCUCCGACGUCCUCGCCACCUCGUGGAACGCCGUCAAGGACACGGCCGUCUACCCCGGCGACCAGGUCGCCAUCUGGGGCGCUGGCCCCAUCGGCCAGAUGGCCGGCGCCUUCGCCGUCGACCAGGGCGCCUCCAAGAUCAUCUUCGUCGACACCGAGCCCCGCCUGUCCCAGCUCAAGUCCCGGUGGCCCGCCCAGCACGCCGACAAGCUCGAGCUGAUCGACUUCAAGAAGCUCUCGUUCGGCGUCACCAACAAGGAGACGGUCGUGUCGCGCCUCAAGGAGCUCUGCGGCGGCCGCGGCCCGGACGUCGCCAUCGAGUGCGCCGCCGGCGAGUACGCCAAGGGCUGGCUGCACGCGGCCGAGAUCGCCCUCGGAGCCGAGACGGACACGAGCGAGAUCGUCAACGAGAUGAUCGAGGGCGUGCGCAACUUCGGCCGCUGCGGCAUCACCGGCGUCUACGUCGGCUACACCAACCACUUCAACAUCGGCUCCCUCAUGGAGCGCGGCGUCCGCCUCAUCGGCAACGGCCAGGCCCCCGUCCACCUCUACUGGGAGGACCUGCUCAAGAAGAUCCAGGAGGGCAAGAUCGACGUCUACCAGAUGCUGUCGCACCGCAUCCGCCUCGACGACCUCGCAAAGGUCUACUACAAGUUCGAGAAGCACGAGGACGGCAUCCAGAAGAUCUUUGUCGAGACCAAGUUCUCCUUCCCUAGGGCCGAGGGCUCGCCGGAGCUGACGACCUUUUGAGGCGAGGGAGGGAGCCGUGCGAUUUUGUAUAAUUAGAUGUGGAGGGUUAGCGGUGUGGUGGUAAUGAGACACGAUCAGGACAAGAACUUGUUCUUUAGUACCUUUUUUUUUUUUUUCUGAUGAAGGGGAACGGCAUGGAUAAUGUUAAUAUAUUACGAGAUUGGUAUUCACUCACAGUUCAGAAUUUCAAUACUAUCUUGGCGUGACA